UACCUUUUCAUUCGUUUCGGCAACACUUCCUCUUCGAGAAGGAACUCAAAUUUAAGUUCAACAGCCAUGCUGAAAUCUUUGGCCAGGAGAAUUGUGCUGAUGCCCAGCCUUAUAGCUCUGGAGGAUACUAGUCGAGCUAUUCACAUUACCGCUUUAAUGGCGAGGAUGGGGAAGGACUCGUGUCCCGAGAGUGAGGUUCCCGACUGCAAAGUGGUAAAGAGGCGCCCAUGCAGUCCCACGGAUCCACCAGUUCGUCCUUGCAGCGAGGAGGACUGCACCCAUCCGCGAUACCCAUGUUGCGUAAGUACCAGCAUUGCGACGAAUCCGUGCGCUAAGUCGAACAGGAAGACCAAGUCCGUCUCCAUGUGGAAGAGCUACAAGGAGAAAGGCAUCGAGCGGCCGGAAGCUAUGUGGCACUACCCGGAGGAGUGCUGCCCGAAAUGUGAGGAUACGCGCUUUGACGUUCUGUACUACACUCCGUCGGACAAGUGCCGGGAGUUCCAGCGCACCUGGUGGGAGUGCUGUCCGAAAAUGGUGCCGAAGCGAGUGUGUUGCUGGUGCGACGCCAUUCCGCCGGAGGUCAUGCGACGGGAUCUGCCCAUCUGCCCGCGAUCCUCUUGUCUCCAGGAACACGAAAGGAAGCGCUAUAAGUGCCUGAACGAAAAGUACAAGGGUUGCGUGCGCAUCCGUAUGCCGUGUUGUCGAACCGCUCGAAUACCGCCCGACUGCAAGGCGUUCCCUGGGCCCUCCGGUUGCGAGAAGAUAAAGUGCCCGUUUCCCAGUUACUCCGAAUGCGUUCAGGAGGAUCCCGCUGUUAUCCCAACGCGGCCACCAGAGUGCGAGUGCCUGAAAAAGGCGUCUACAUGCGAGCAGAUUCGACGGGGACAACACAUGGAAGUCCACAACAUUAGCAUGUGGCCCUGUUUUCGCAGGGGAUCGUGAGGAUGAAGACCCUAAC
Messenger RNA from Drosophila teissieri, 958 nucleotides. RefSeq lists its product as uncharacterized. Bases 67 to 942 code for a protein of 291 amino acids. The record is from RefSeq and is a predicted model, not a curated record. NCBI's taxonomy places the organism in Eukaryota, Metazoa, Arthropoda, Insecta, Diptera, Drosophilidae. The transcript has a single exon.